AUGCAAAUUUUCGUCAAGACACUCACCGGCAAGACUAUCACCCUCGAGGUGGAGUCCAGCGACACUAUUGACAACGUCAAGACCAAGAUCCAGGACAAGGAGGGCAUCCCCCCAGACCAGCAGCGCCUGAUCUUUGCAGGAAAACAGCUCGAGGACGGCCGCACCCUCUCCGACUACAACAUCCAGAAGGAGAGCACCCUCCACCUCGUCCUUCGUCUCCGUGGUGGCAUGCAAAUCUUCGUGAAAACUCUGACCGGCAAGACCAUCACUCUUGAGGUCGAAUCCAGCGACACCAUCGACAACGUCAAGACCAAGAUCCAGGACAAGGAGGGCAUCCCUCCAGACCAGCAACGUCUCAUCUUUGCAGGAAAACAGCUCGAGGACGGCCGGACCCUCUCGGACUACAACAUCCAAAAGGAAUCAACUCUCCACCUUGUCCUUCGUCUGCGUGGAGGCAUGCAGAUCUUCGUCAAGACACUGACGGGCAAAACUAUCACUCUGGAAGUAGAAUCCAGCGACACGAUAGACAACGUCAAGACAAAGAUCCAGGACAAGGAAGGUAUUCCGCCAGACCAGCAGCGUCUCAUCUUUGCUGGAAAACAGCUUGAGGACGGCCGGACGCUGUCCGAUUAUAACAUCCAGAAGGAGAGCACGUUGCAUUUGGUGCUGCGGUUGCGAGGCGGUAACUAG
Messenger RNA from Trichophyton rubrum CBS 118892, 690 nucleotides. RefSeq names its product polyubiquitin. The transcript is spliced from 3 exons. Gene Ontology annotation, cellular component: cytoplasm; nucleus. The coding region runs from base 1 to 690 and encodes 229 amino acids. NCBI's taxonomy places the organism in Eukaryota, Fungi, Ascomycota, Eurotiomycetes, Onygenales, Arthrodermataceae. Gene Ontology annotation, biological process: modification-dependent protein catabolic process; protein ubiquitination. The record is from RefSeq and is a predicted model, not a curated record. Gene Ontology annotation, molecular function: protein tag activity; ubiquitin protein ligase binding.